Messenger RNA from Drosophila grimshawi, 1029 nucleotides. RefSeq names its product dolichyl-phosphate beta-glucosyltransferase. Bases 607 to 1014 code for a protein of 135 amino acids. The transcript has 4 exons. NCBI's taxonomy places the organism in Eukaryota, Metazoa, Arthropoda, Insecta, Diptera, Drosophilidae. The record is from RefSeq and is a predicted model, not a curated record. Gene Ontology annotation, cellular component: endoplasmic reticulum membrane.
UUGCUGACAUCGGACAAUUUGUAAUGAGCGAAAAGUUUUCACAAAAUACGUGGCUUACGCAUCGUAUUUUCGCGCUAAUUCUAAAUAGUAAUGUACUUCGCCAAAUAGCCGUUAAUUUAACAACACACAAUAUGUUGGCACUGUUGUUGCAAUUGUUUUGUUAUCUUGUCGCAUUCAUAUUGGCCACCGUGUUGUUGAUGGUGUUGGUUUUGUUAUACAAAACAAAACCAUAUCCAAUUAUAACACGACACAAGGAUGAAAAGUUCUAUUUGGAUCCGAAAACGAUAAAAACAAUUGAAUUUCCUAGUUUGGAUGAACCGCCCACCUUGGAGCUGAGCGUCAUUGUGCCGACCUAGAAUGAAGAGCAACGACGUGGCGAUGCCACAGUUUCUAUGGCCCUCAAAUAUUCCAAGCUGCAUGGUGCGGAUAAAUUUCGUGUGUUGGAGCUUGUCCAGAAUCGUGGCAAGGGCGGCGCUGUACGUCUGGGCAUGCUCAGUGCCCGUGGCCGGCAAUUACUCUUCGCCGAUGCCGAUGGUGCAACGAAAUUUGCCGUCUAUGAUAAACUGGCAGAGACAUUGACCAGUGUGGCGCCCGAAUGGCGUCACGAUGGCAUCGCCAUUGGUUCACGUGCUCAUCUCGAGAAUGAGUCAAUUGCAAGGCGUAGCUUUUUUCGGUAACACAAUUUUAAUGCAUGGCUUUCAUACGCUUGUCUGGAUAUUUGCGGUGAGAUCGGUGCGAGAUACACAAUGUGGCUUCAAGCUAUUUACACGUGCAACCGCACGUAAACUAUUCAAUAGUUUGCACGUGCAACGUUGGGCCUUUGAUGUGGAGCUGCUUUAUCUGGCUGAACGUCUCCGUCUGCCCAUGGUCGAGGUGGCUGUGCGCUGGACAGAGAUAGACGGCUCCAAAUUGUCGCCAUUCUGGUCGUGGUUGCAAAUGGGCAUUGAUCUCUUUAUGAUUUGGCUGCGUUAUUUAAUCGGCGCUUGGCGCUUAUCUGCCAGUCAGAAGAAUUAAAAAAAACGUCAGCGA